AUGAAGGACCCUCCAGACAUAUCUAGCUGUCAACCUGUACCAAUUGCCAUUGUGGGAAUAGGUAAGUCGGGCAGAAGGUUAAACGAAAAGCAUUGAAGUAUAAUGAACUCGCAUUUUCUGCGGCAGUUCGUUCAAUUUGUAACAAAAACAAAGACUGCACGAACAGGCUAGUGGUUUUCAUAGCUAUGGUUUGCAACAAUCCGAAAAGUUUAGAAGUUGAAAAAUUGAUGCCUGUAAUAGUCUGUUACGCACAUUCUUUUAGGACAGGAAAGAAGGCGACCUGUCCAUUUGGCUUUAUUCUUUUUUAUACAGCAGCGGUUCCUUUUAAUGAUAAUUGCAAUAUUAUCAUCGGUCAUCACCUGGAGGGGACCCCUUGCGCGAAGGGGACUAUUUAAAUAACCCGUUUGAAAGUGCUUAAUCUCCCCACCCCCCGCCUUCAUUGGGGCACAGAGGAAUCAAAGUUAAGAAAUUCCCCCUCCUUGAGGGGUAUCAUAUAGAACAACAUGAAACCACAGUAAACUGGAGAUGCCAAAAUAUUGACCCAGCUCAUCCGCUCACCUAACUACUAUUUUAACUCCCACACUUCUAAAUUAUUUAACGAAGUUGUUCACAAUGGGUUAUAAUAUUCGAAAGAUUUAACCACGUUUAUCACACCCGCCGCUCAAGCCUAAGUUGGCUUGCUUUUUCUCUCCUCAAGCAGUUUCACAAGUUCGCUUAAACAGAUGGGGCAGGGAAGGGAAAACAUGAGAAAUGUGACUCAACCAGUUGCCACCGAUUGCUGACGCACGCAGUCUCCGAUCUUAAAAAUGUAAAUAAUUACCUUUAAAACGUUUCUCCGGCCGGUUUCAACAAAAACCCUUCUACAGGGAAAUAUCUCUAACAAAGUAAAAAUGCCCUACCACAAAAGAGAAUCCGCAAAGUAAAGCUUACCACACCGAACGGUAAUAUAUAGAGGGCCCUAAAUAGCGUGAAUGUAACUACCUCACUUUUGCAAUUCUGCAAUAGGCUGUCGUUUCCCAGGAGAUGUUAACUCCCCUGAAAAUUUCUGGGAAGUUUUAAGGAAGGGGCAAAACGUAAUAACAGAAGUUCCAUCAGACCGCUGGAGUCUAGAGACAUUUUACGACAAUGGAAGAAAAGAGACAGGAAAAAUGGUUUCAAGCCGCGGUGGUUUCAUAAAAGGCAUCGAUCAUUUUGAUCACUCGUUUUUUAAAAUAUCUCCGCGUGAGGCAGCUUCGAUGGACCCACAACAGAGGCAUCUCCUAGAAGUUACUUAUGAGGCCUUUGAAGAUGCUGGUAUCGACCCCUGGGGACUAAAGGGCGACUGCGGCGUGUUCGUUGGCAUUGGAAUGAUGGAUUACGCGUUGUAUACUUGGGAGUCUAACUUAAUUGACGCAUAUAGCCUUACUGGAGUGACGCACAGUGUGGCUGCCAACCGUCUUUCGUAUGUCUUCAACUUCAAGGGACCCAGUCUUGCUGUCGAUACAGCCUGUGCCUCAUCUAUGACAGCACUACAUUUAGCUUGCUGUGCUCUCCGGAAUAAGGAAUGUUCUGUAGCGCUGGUAGGGGGAUGUAACAGUCUUCUUGCACCAGAAGUCUCAGUUGGAUUCAGUUCUCUGGGUGUGAUGUCACCAGAUGGUCAAUGCUGCCCAUUUUCCAACACGGCAAAAGGAUAUGUGCGCAGUGAAGGGUGGGGAACACUUAUCCUAAAGCCUUUGGAUCAAGCCUUGCAGAGUGAAGAUCAUAUUUAUGCAGUCAUCCGUGAGAGUGCCAUAGCAGCAAGUGGUAACACAAGCAGUCUUACAAAGCCGUCAGCCUCAGCUCAGCACGAUGUCAUAAAUGAGGUCUACAAGCGUUGCAACAUUUUUCCUUCAUCAAUUGAUUACGUGGAAGCACACGGUACUGGUACCCCUGUUGGUGAUCCCAUAGAGGCUAAUGCCAUUUCAAAAGCUUUCUGUUCUCAACGAAAAACUCCUCUCAAGAUUGGAUCUGUUAAGAGUAACUUUGGACAUAGUGAGUGUGCAGCCGGUGUCACUGCAGCCAUCAAGGUAGCACUCAUGCUUGAAAAGCAAAUUCUUUGUCCUACUAUAAAUUUUGAAAAUCCCAAUCCUAACAUCGACUUCAAUAACCUUAAUCUCCAAGUGGCAACACAAGUGGAAGACUUGAGAGGUGGAUCUCCUCACAGAAUAGCGCUCAACAGCUUUGGAUUUGCGGGAGCUCUUGCUCAUGCUGUAUUUGAACAAUCUCCUCGGAAAGCAUCGAAAGAGCAGAGUAAAUGUAACUGGACAUUUGGUGGGGAUGAAUUCGGGGAACACAUUUUAAUACCUUUUUCUGCCAGGUCCAAGAAAGCGCUUGAAGAUUUGGCCAAAGAAUGGAGUUCAUUUACAAGCACUAUGGAUGCCCUAAGCGUUGUGUCAUGGCUGUCUGCGCGUCGAAUGCAUCACGAUUUUCGGAUUGCUGUGGUUUCAAACUCUGGCAAAAACUUUUGCAAUGCUCUUCUUGGGUAUUCAAACGGCGAAUCAACUGCGAAUGGCGUCAUAGUACCUCUUUCCCAACCAUGUAAAGCACAAAAAGUUUGUUUCAUAUUUCCUGGUCAAGGGCAGCAAUGGGGUGCAAUGGGCAGCAGAUUGUAUCUUACAGAGCCAGUUUUCCAAACGUCAGUCAAAAAAUGCGAUGCAGUUUUCAAGAAAAUGAGUGGCACAUCAAUCAUUCACGACUUUGGUUGUUUUCUAAACUCAGAUGCUAACAUGGUAAAUUCUGUUAUUGAUGAAAUCGAGGUGUCGCAGCCCGCUAUUCUGUUUUUCCAAAUAGGUCUGUUAGAAUUAUUGAAAGAUUGGGGAGUGCAACCUGACGUCAUUGUGGGUCACAGUUUAGGUGAAGUAGCUGCCAGCUAUGCAUGUGGUGGAUUAACAAUCGAAGAAGCAGUAGCUGUUAUUUACCAUCGCUGCAACGAGCAGAGGAAGCUUAAAGGAACGGGCAGCAUGGCGGCUGUGCGCGCAACGUUGCAGGAAGUAGAAAACCUCUGUUCUGAAAGUAAAGACGUCUACGUUGCAGCAGUCAAUGCCCCAAAGUCAAUCACAAUCGCAGGUCAGAAUGAAGCCAUUAAGAGCCUAUCGCAGGAAAAUCCAACCACUGUAAAGAAACUGCGAGUACAGUGCGCCUUCCACACCCCUCAUAUGGAGACCAUUAAAAUGUCUUUUGAGAGAUCCAUGUCUGGUGCAGUAACGACAAAAACACGAAUAAACCAAGUUCCAUUCUACUCAACCGUAACUGGAGAGCGCUACGAUGGAAUGUUUAGCACAGAUUACUGGUGGAAGAACAUCCGAAAACCAGUCCAGUUUGAACGAGCAAUUAAAUGCAUUCUUGACGAAGAACAACCAGACGUUUUUUUGGAACUGGCCUCUUCAGUGACACUGCUUUCGUCUGUCCGACAGAUUAUAAGCAAUACACCGAAGUAUAGUCAUGUCGUCACCAUCCCAUGUUGCCAAAGAAACAAAGACGACCGCGUUUCUCUUUUGCAAUCUAUUGGAUCCUUGUAUGUGGCUGGAAAAUCCAUUAAGUGGGAUAACGUUGCACAAACUCGUGCAGUGUGGCAACCGUUACCAAGAUAUCCAUGGCAGCAUCAGUCCCAUUGGAAAGAAUCUGAGGAAAGAAAAAAGAAAAGGCUUGGGCUGGAGGACAGAAGUUUCAAAGGACAAAACGGUUGUUUGUCUCUUGAGAAGUAUCCCUUUUUCAAAGACCACGUCAUUCAAAAUCAGUUGCUUUUCCCAGGAGCUGGAUAUGUUGAGUACUUACUCCAAAUGUGCUUCAUGCCGGACGAAAAUCCACUUCUGAACAAUGUACACUUUAACAAAACUUUAAUAUGGCCAAACGAGGCAAACGAGGGAGGUGACUUUCACACGGGAACUGUCUCGCUAACAUUCCAUCAAGAAGGACCCCAGUCUUACAUUAGCUACAGCGAUGUUGUAUACUGCAACGCAACAGUCGCAAGCAAAGAGAAGUUUCCGCCACGCACCUUACCGAUGGAUGAGAUCCGUCUCCGUGUGAAGGAUACUGUUGGAAAAGAGAUAUUCUAUAAGAAUCUUAAAAAGAAUGGCUACCAGUAUGGCCCUGCCUUUCAAACAGUGAAAAAAGUCUUACUGGGUGACGGUGAAGCCCUUGGGCUUCUAGAGGCUGCAUCUGACAGCGUACAGCGGAUUCAAACAACCAUUAUUGACGGCUGCCUCCAACUGGUUAUUGCUGCAUUAGGUCCUUGCACGUCACUGUACAUCCCUAUCAAGAUUGAAUCCUUUCAGAUGGAGGUGCCUUCACUUCCCUCUGGAGAAGAGCUUGUUGCUCAUGCUGUAGUAUUGGAUCAUGACGGAUCGUUUUUGACUGGAAACGUCACCUUGGCAACGAGGGGUGGACAAAUUUUGGCUUUGAUUGAAGGUGUUCAUACUCAAGCUAUUCGGAACAGAGAAGCGAAGCAAGAUGUCCAAAACUGUUUGUAUUCUACCAAAUUUCAACCACUAGAGUCAUGCCUCAAGUUUUCGAGCCUUGCAACAAGGUUAAGUAAAGAAAUGGAAUUCACUGGGCAAACAAGAAGGUCAGUUCGUGAAAUAAUAGCUUCCAAGACUGUCGAUGAUGGUUUAACGACAAAACAGAAUGGCGCUGUUCAACGAGAUAUUAGCAAUACCAUUGCCCUUCAAGAGGGUGCAAAUAGAAAUGCGGUAAACGCUAUGCGGCAAGACGUCAAAAAAGCUUUUUCAGGAACGAGACAGGAGUGUAGUCCUUUUGAACAUUUUGAAGAAAACAAUCCUGUUAUUUCGAAUUUCUCGAGCUCAGAGGAUAGUCGGAUAUUGCCAAAGAAACACCGGGAAAAGCAUUGGUGGAAAUCAACAGAAAAACACCUCAAAACAAGCGCAUUUUCCAUUGCACAAGUUAUCCAAGAUGGAUUUCAAGAGAAAAAAGUCAUUCGCGUACUCUUAACUGAUGACCAGAAUGCUGAACUAUCAAAAAGCCUUCUUCCACAUCUUGAAGAAAAAGGUCUAACGAAUGAGGUGGAGUACAUCUUCUCUGCCUCCAGCGAAUUGCUUCUACAAAACGCUAAAGAACAACUAAAAGAUUUCGCAUUUGUCAAGUACAGUUACUUUGAACCAGGGAAAAACACAGAUGAGCAGGGAUUUAUUCCAGAAAGCUUUGACUUCGUUAUUUCCUUGGACAUAGUUCACCCAACUGUCAGUAUGGAAAAAAUCAUGAUGGCAUUUCAGCAGUUGUUGUGUGAGCAAGGCGGGCUGCUUAUUUUCGCACCUUUCCCGAAGCCAAAUGCUAAAGAAGAAUUCUAUCCUCCCAAAAAACGAUGGAAUGAUGUCAUGACCAGAAAUGGUUUUGUUGAUGUUUUCGCAGUCUCUCCUUCUGAAGAAUGUUUCCCAAGAGUUAUCGGAGGGUAUAAAAGCAAAAAAGCAGCUAUAGUAUCUUCUCGUUCAUCGCAUGAUGAAGAGAUCGUAAUCAUAGCAGAAGAAAACGAUCCUCUGGCCAAAGUACUUGCGAGUAGCUUUAACAAUUCAAGAAAUGUUCGAAUGCUAUCGGACGUAAACGAUAUGCAAGAGGAAGACACAUCGGAAUUGCAAUCACGAGUUGUUCUUUACAUUCACUCUUCAAAAACUAGAAGGCAUCUCUCCAAUCUUCUAGCCCUGUUCAAAACAGCAAACAAAAUCUCAGGAAUCAAACGCUUUUGGGUGCUUACGUGCGGCGCAAGCGGUGAAAGACAAGAUCAGGAAGGAUCAGCGGCUCUGGGACUUUCUCGAGCUAUAACAAAUGGUACGCACAAGUUUUCUGUGUUUGCUGUUGACGUCGAUCCUGCAGACUUCCAUGAAAGGAAUGCUGCACAUAUUGUCAAGUUGUUGGCAGCCCCACCUCCAGACCAAGAAAUUGUCAUCCGUCUUGGAAGGUGCUAUGUUCCACGCGUGGUACGCUUUUCUCCGAUGGAAUCAAAGAAAGCCUACAGUAACAGAUGGAAACUAGGGUUUGUCAAUUCUGAUGACACUGGAAAACACAGUAUCGAUGACAUAGACUUUCUGUCAGCUGAGAACGUGAUGCUCCAAGAGGAUGAAGUAUUGGUCGAAGUUAAAACUGCUGGACUAAACUUCAAAGACGUGAUGAUGGCCAUGGGAAUGCUAGAAAGACUGGCCACGGCAGAUGGCAAAAGGGGGCUUGGCCUGGAGUGUUCUGGAAUCAUUACUGGUAAAGGAAGAUCGGUCUCAAAAUUUCAUUUAGGCGAUGAGGUUAUUGUUUUCCUCAACUCAUGCUUCGCUUCACAUGUCAAGUGUAGUCAAGAAUACGUAGUCCACAAGCCACAAAAUCUUACCUGGGUCGAGGGCGCUGGAGUUGGAAUCGUGUUCACCACAGCAUUCUACUGUCUUGUAGAACGUGCGCGUUUGGAGAAAGGGGAAACGGUUCUUAUUCAUUCUGCAUGCAGCGGUGUUGGACUAGCGGCUUUGCAGAUUGCAAAGAUGAUUGGAGCCAAGGUCAUUUGCAGCGCUGGAACAGAAGAGAAGAGACGCUUCCUCAAAGAAACUAUGGCCAUAACACAUGUUACAGACUCAAGAUCAGAACAGUUUUGCCAAGACGUCUUGGAUUGGACUAAUGGAAAUGGUGUUGAUGUCAUUCUCAACUCUCUUCAUGGCGAUUUGUUGAAGAAAAGCAUUGGCCUUCUGUCGCAUGGAGGUCGAUUUUGUGAAAUUGGCAAAAGAGACAUUUUGGCGAAUUCUCAAAUACCCAUGAAUGCGUUCCUUGAAAACAAGUCCUUCCUUUCGUGUCACGUGGAUAUCCUUUUAAGCGGGAAGCUAAAGACAUUUAUCAACAUAUUUGAACAGGUAUCUAAGCUGCUUGCGAGUAACACUCUUCAGCCUAUUAAGACAACUGUGCAUCCCAUCUCCGCUUUCAAAGAAACGUUCAGAAUGAUGUCAAAAGGUGACCACAUCGGAAAGAUUGUUUUUGACAUGUCAAGUGAGCCAAUGCCGCUAUGCCUGAAAAUGUCAUCGAGCUUAUUCAAGGCUGAUGCUACCUACAUAAUCACAGGAGGAUUUGGUGGUAUUGGCCUAGCUUUGUCUCGUUGGAUGUCUAAGAAGGGUGCAAAACAUCUGGUAUUGACCUCUCGUCAGGGCUGCCACAAUGCCGCGGGUCGUCGCACAGUAGCUUUUCUGAAACGUCAAGGGGUUAUGGUGUACGAGUUUUCUGGGGACCUCGCAAAAGAGUCCUUUGUGGAGGCUAUGAUAAAGAAACUGAGUCAAGAUAGCACUAUCCCACCAAUACGAGGUAUAUUCCACCUUGCUGGAGUCAUUAAGGAAGAGGAAAAUUUUCUGAAACUCCAACCGGAGCAGCUUGAGUUGAUGUUCAACAGUAAGGCCAGAAGUGCUCAACAUUUGCAUGACCACACCCUCGACCAGCCUUUGGAAAUGUUCCUAUUGAUGUCCUCUCAGCUAACAGUUUGGGGGAAUCCUGCUCAACCCGCCUACUGUGCAGCAAAUUCAUAUUUGGAUGCUUUGGCUCAUCACCGGAAGAGCGUUGGACUUCCUGCUCUUUCUUUGCAACUAGGAGCUGUACGGGGAGCAGGGUAUCUGGAAGACAAGGUGGACGUUACCAAGAGGCUAGCCGACAAGGGGCUAUUAACUCUGCAUAUAGAAGAAGUCCUGUCGGUUCUAGAGACGCUGUUAGAAUCAUGUGACGAACCUGUAAUCUGCUUUGCAAACCAGGUGGGUGGCGCCCUUCGAAAUUUCGUUAUUAAUACGUACUUUUGUUUUUGGAGUAUCGUUUAAAAGAUACAGUGCUUUGAUUACAAACAGUUACAACAAAAAAAGUUCCUCGCAUUCUUUGAACGAUCUCUGCAAUUUUUUAUUGACUAUUUCUGGGGAGAUUUAGCAGCAAAAAAAGAGGUCAAGACUGAAAACGUUUAUGCACACUUUAUUCUAAAUAACACACAUACAUAUAGUCAUCGUCCAAUUUACAGUUCUGACAUUCUCACAGGUAGCUAGUGCCAAUCUAGGCGGGCAAUGCUUUAGGAAAGUAAACGUGCAGGAGUGUCAAGUAAAAAGUAAUAAAAUCGCUAAUGCGAAAGAUAUUAUUAGGGAACAACGUUAAAUCUUUUAUUUUGUGUGUUAAUGUUUACUUACUUUAUAGAGACCCAGGAAUCACCAUCAUGACAUUUAUUUCUAAUUACAGUGUACGAAAAUAAGAGCUCUGUAAAGAACCUAACUUUUUUAAUGAUUUCUUUUUUUUCAAGAAUUCUAUACCUGGAUGCAAAAAAUUAUUCGUUUUAGCCUCCAUGUAGGGAAAUUUUUUAAUGAUAGUUUAUUCCGUGCUUUUUCUCCAAUUUCUUAAAACCCUUUUUUUUUUUUUGCUUUUUCAAUAGAAUUGGGAAGCUACUCAGCAGUUCGUAUACAGGACCAGCCUGAGAUUUCGCCAUCUUAGUCGAGACACUCGAUUGGCAUCUGACAUUCAGGGAUUCAAUAAAGAGCAGUUGGAAGAGAAAAUCAAGAAAAAACUCACCGAAUUACUGCAAGUACCCUCUGAGGUUAUUGACUUGAAUCAGCCAAUGACAAACUAUGGUGUUGAUUCCAUGAUGUCCAUUGAGCUAGCCACGUGGGCCAGUAGAGAACUUGGUUUGGGUAUCACGCAGUUGGAAGUGCUUGGCGGAUUGACUGCUGCAUCUUUAGCCCAAAAAGGCACUUUAGGUCUGCGGUGA
Porites lobata is the source of this 8719-nucleotide messenger RNA. The record is from the annotation of a GenBank genome assembly. NCBI's taxonomy places the organism in Eukaryota, Metazoa, Cnidaria, Anthozoa, Scleractinia, Poritidae.